AACCUCCGUCUCCCUCCCUCCACUGUACACUACAACCUGCAUCUCAUGUUCUCAAACAGUGUGAAUAUCACUGCUAACUUCUUCUAAGAUGUCAACUUCUGCAGCUUGCUUCGAGAACCCACCAACACUAAGCUCAACAUACGGAAAAGGAACUGUCCUAGAAUUUGGGGGCAUGAAGACUUACGUUACUGGCUCAACUGAAUCUAAGCUUGCAGUCCUUCUAGUCUCCGAUGUUUUUGGAUAUGAAAACCCAAAUAUAAGAAGGAAACUUGCGGAUAAAGUUGCUGCAGCUGGAUUUUUCGUGGUGGUUCCCGAUUUCUUUUAUGGCGACCCUGUGAAUUUUGAUAAUCCUCAAUUCGACCGAGAGUCCUGGUUAAUAGCUCACAGCAAGGAAAAAGGAUACGAGGAUUCCAAAUCAGUCCUUGCAGCAUUAAAGAGUCAAGGUGUUUCUGCAAUAGGAGCUGCAGGAUUUUGCUGGGGAGGGGUUGUAGUGGCAAAACUUGCAAAAUCUGAUGACAUUAAGGCUGCUGUGAUAUUGCAUCCUGGCCGGUUAGCAGAUGAAGAUAUACAUGAGGUUAAGGUUCAUACUGCAAUAUUGGGAGCUGAGAUUGACAAAACUUCACCACCAGAACAAUUGAAACAAUUUGAGGAGAUUUUAUCAGUGAAGUCUGAGUUUGAUAGCUUUGUGAAAAUAUUUCCUGGAGUGGCUCAUGGAUGGACAAUGAGGUACAAUGCAGAGGAUGAAUCUGCAGUCAAGAGUGCUGAAGAGGCUCAUUUGGACAUGUUAAAUUGGUUUACCAAGUAUGUCAAGUAAGAAAACAUGUAGGAAGUGAGCUUUGAAGCUCAACAAUCCUUGGGACAUGGAAAACUCUGCUUCUUCAUGAUAGAGUACGAAAUUGGAAUGAAAGCGCCCCCAAAAACCGUUUGACAUUUGAUGGCUGAGAAUAAAAUAGCAUUCAUAUACUUUCUCCAUGCAUAUCUUGUUGUAUGAAACGUUGUCAUUGAGCUACGAGCAAAUCCAUCCCAUGAUUUUGCGAUCGUUUAAAGGAACUUGUAUCUUACCUCAAAAUAUACAGCACUGUUUGUACCAGUGAGAGUUUGAACCUAGGAUGUAUCAACUCUUCAUCCGUUUCUUUUUAUUAUUGAAUUGCUCAUUCAGGUUGAAAAA
Molecule: messenger RNA, 1168 nt
Organism: Rosa chinensis
Lineage: Eukaryota; Viridiplantae; Streptophyta; Magnoliopsida; Rosales; Rosaceae
Product: endo-1,3;1,4-beta-D-glucanase
Exons: 8
Coding region: 89-814 (241 amino acids)
Molecular function (GO): hydrolase activity
Source: RefSeq, a predicted model, not a curated record